This is a messenger RNA of Strongylus vulgaris, 183 nucleotides long. Lineage: Eukaryota; Metazoa; Nematoda; Chromadorea; Rhabditida; Strongylidae. The record is from the annotation of a GenBank genome assembly.
AUUAGAGCAAUGCCUCGUCUUGAUGGACCAGCUAACCCUCAGCUGGUAACGAGUAAUGAAUUUGGACCUCGUGAACGUCGCCGCUGCAGUUCAAUACCAUACAUCGUGGAUGACGCUCACGAGAGACAGAAACUGGUGGAAACAAUGCUCUGGCCUGCACGACGAGUAGAGGAGACAAACUAA